UGUGGUAUUAUUGCAUACCUAGGGUUAUCACAAUGCCCAGUCAUAUCAUGCUUUCUUACCAGUGGGAUGACCAGACACUGGUGAAGAAGGUAUAUGACAGGCUUAUGGAGAAUGGCUUCCAGGUGUGGAUGGAUAUUGAAGGAGGGGUCUCAGGCAAUAUCAAUGACUGCAUGGCUGCUGGUGUGGAGGAAGCAGCCGUUGUGUGUCCCUUCAUGACCCCUGCUUACCAGGCCUCACGAAGCUGCAAGAAAGAGUUGAACUAUGCUGACGUGCGACAGAAGCUCAUCGUCCCCAUCAUGGUGACCAAAAACUGGGAGGCCAGUGAGUGGCUGGGGCUCCUCACUGCUGGCCAGCUCUGGGUUGACUUCAGGAAUGUGGACAAGAGUGAUGAGCACUUUGAGAAGUGUGUGAAGUCUUUGGAAGAAGAAAUCUUGUUUGUGGCUGGAAACAUCUUGACCAUUCAGGAACCUACCUGUGUUCCGGACAACACUCCAGACAGAAAGAGACUUAAGCGAAAACUAGGACGUGGAUUUCGCCACGCUCUUACACAACUAUAUCUUCGAGAAUCAGGGGAACAAAAAUUCCACCCAGUAAGUGAUACUCGAAACACAGUGGAACUCCACUACAGCCCCGGAGACAACGGCUUCUGGGAGGAGAUCAAAGGCAGUGGCUGCAAGCACUAUCGCAAUGUGGUAACCAAUGGAUACCUUGGUAAACCAUGUUAUAUGUUCUGGCCAUGUUAAACGAUGUUCCUGCAAUGCUUCAUGUUCUGUCACCACAUUUCUGGUAGACUGACCUUUGCAUUGAGAGUUGUUGCCUUCCUUAAAGAGCCACCUUCUGUUGGUCUUCACACAUGAACACCCUGACAUUCUACUGCAGAAUGUGGCAUAAUGUAAAACACAUAGAUCAAUCAAGGAUGAAAAGGCAUGGCAUGCUGGCCUGUGAACAGUUCCAUUUUUCUUGAUGCUUACUAUAUAAAAAGCUUAUCAGGACCAAAUUACUUUGGGCAAGGGAACACCAAUGUUCAUCGGUGUGUGUGUGAGUAGAAAAUGGGAGUAGAAAAGAGUAUGCCUUCAUUUAUGUGCUUGUAACAUACUGCACGGCCUGGGCUGCAGGUACCAUUCCUGUCUGAAGGUGCCGAUCUUAUAUCACGACAGUUUUUAUUAAAAAAUGUUUUAAUACCGACUCAUUCCUUGCUCCAGUUUGACUUUUUGUGGGUGAAAAAAAAACAAUGUUUACUUUUACUGUGACUUGCAGGAUUUGACGCCAAUGGGGACUACUUGUACACCAAAGCAAAUCCUUACGGAGCAGAAGAAUGGCUCCUCAUGGUGGACGAAACUGACCAGAGUCAUGAGAGGGCAGUGGUCAUCAAGAACAAACAUUCUGGAAAGUUCUUGGCUGUUCAGGAGGGCUG
Molecule: messenger RNA, 1414 nt
Organism: Clupea harengus (Atlantic herring)
Lineage: Eukaryota; Metazoa; Chordata; Actinopteri; Clupeiformes; Clupeidae
Exons: 4
Coding region: 33-743 (236 amino acids)
Biological process (GO): signal transduction
Source: RefSeq, a predicted model, not a curated record